AUUACCUGCCUUGAUUGUUCUAUGGCUAGAUAAAAAAGUACACAUACACUCCAUAUAAUAAUCGGAUGCAUGUAAAAGAGUCGGGGAAGCUUCGACAUGUCGACCACGGGUCCCAUAAGUAAUUAUUAUGUGGACUCCUUGAUCAACCAUGAAAACGAGGAUGUCCUUGCUGCAACUCGGUUUUCGGCGCCCGGUUCGCACCCAGCCGGCCCUCGUCCGACGUCCCUAGUACCGGAGUGUGCUGACUAUCCUUCCUGCAGCUUCGCACCCAAGCCACCCGUCUUCUCCACCUCCUGGGCCCCUGUACACUCCCAGUCAUCAGUGGUUUACCAUCCAUACAGUCACCAACCUCACUUAGGCACAGACUCGAGGUAUAUGCGGUCAUGGCUGGAGCCGAUAUCAGGCGCCGUGCCUUUCCAUGGCUAUCCGGGGAACAGCAGGCACUAUGGGCUGAAGCCGGACGCCUUUCAGGAGCACAGAGCCGGCGAGUGUCUCGGCUCCAGCGGACGGACCUACACGGAUUAUCUUUACUGCUCAUCCACUGACAUGCGAGACAAGACGCAGCAGAAUAUCCCCUCUCCCGAGUCGGAGCUCCUGGCUUCAGGGAAACAUAAAGACGAGAAGCCGGAGCUAGAUCCGAAUAACCCUGUGGCAAAUUGGAUACAUGCCCGCUCCACAAGGAAGAAGCGAUGCCCUUACACAAAGUACCAGACUCUCGAACUGGAAAAGGAGUUUUUGUUCAAUAUGUACCUUACUAGAGACCGCCGAUACGAGGUCGCGAGGGUCCUGAAUCUGACCGAGAGGCAGGUCAAAAUCUGGUUUCAGAACCGGCGAAUGAAGAUGAAGAAAAUGAACAAAGAAAAAACCGACAGCAAAGAACAAUAAUGUGGACUGCAGUCUGAAAAAAGCAAACAAAAAAACAAAAAACAAACAUAAUAACCACUAGUCACAUGGACAGCACAGAUGUACCAAAACACACGAUGACCCCCAACCACCCUUCCUCUUCAUAUUUAUCAUUUUGUUGGAUUUUUGUAUUAACCUUAACUUCGUUUGAUGCUAAUUAUGUUAUUUUCCAGUGCACAAUAAUGUGUCAAGCGUUAAAGACUAAAAAAAAGAGAAAGAAAACAAGAAAAACUUAAAACUGAAAUACUUACAUUCUGCUUUCACUUCGAAACACCUUUUUUUUUCCUUCUUUUUUUGUAAGAGAAAUUAUACAAGCGCAGUUUGGAUACGUUAAAACUGUCCGAAGAAAGAGAAUACUUGAAUUCUUUUGAAUUUCACAAACCCAUAAUUUAUGAUGUGAAUGUUUUCUUUCAUGUUUUAGUUUCUUUGUACGUUGUUGCGCAGGUGUAGUAUUUUGUACAGAAACAGAGCAUCUGCGAUCGGACUUGUCUUGUAUUUUUGUGAUAGUUGUUGCUGUAUUUGUGCAUCUCUUUGUUAAUUUUUGUUCUUUUUUUUGGGACUGUAGUCUACGAGUUUAAUAAUAGAGUGUAGAUAUAGACAUCUGCAAAU
This is a messenger RNA of Toxotes jaculatrix (banded archerfish), 1512 nucleotides long. It is a transcript of the gene hoxc9a, whose product is annotated as homeobox C9a. Gene Ontology annotation, biological process: proximal/distal pattern formation; embryonic skeletal system morphogenesis; regulation of transcription by RNA polymerase II. Gene Ontology annotation, cellular component: nucleus. Lineage: Eukaryota; Metazoa; Chordata; Actinopteri; Toxotidae. Gene Ontology annotation, molecular function: RNA polymerase II cis-regulatory region sequence-specific DNA binding; DNA-binding transcription factor activity, RNA polymerase II-specific. The coding region runs from base 97 to 885 and encodes 262 amino acids. The transcript has 2 exons. The record is from RefSeq and is a predicted model, not a curated record.